This is a messenger RNA of Zea mays, 2164 nucleotides long. RefSeq lists its product as uncharacterized. The transcript has 3 exons. The coding region runs from base 560 to 1837 and encodes 425 amino acids. Gene Ontology annotation, molecular function: protein binding. The record is from RefSeq and is marked provisional. Lineage: Eukaryota; Viridiplantae; Streptophyta; Magnoliopsida; Poales; Poaceae.
CAGCAACAAUCCGCGUUACCAGAGUCACAGACGGAGGUGAGCGUCCGACGCGCGCCGGCGGCGCUUCCAGAGUCUCUGCGCCGCGCCCUCCUCUGACUUCACCCGUGCCUUCGGUGGCCCUGCGUCAUCUCCCUCGUCCUCCUCCCAGUCAUGCCCCUCCCUCACCGAGUGGGAGGCGACAGAUCCGAGUUCUAGUUCGUGCGGCACCGUGCGAGUAGCGCGGCCCCGGUGCUUCCACGCGUGGAAGGAACGCGGGCUCCGAUGGCCUGACGCGCGGGGGCGAGGUGCUGGCAACUCCGGCGGCGCGGUGUGGAAGGCGAGCUCGUCUCCGGGCAGAGGUCACCGAAAGGCUGAGCGUGCAGGAGGGCAGUAAUCUGCAGCGGCCUGCAGAGCUCUUAUCUCGACACAACCCACCCCGCCUGACGGGAUAGAAUCGGUGGGAUAAGAGGACCGAUAUCCUUUGCUUGUCUGCAAAAUUUAAGUACACAAGUGCAAAUCAGCUGGAUUUGGAGGUAAAGACGGGAACCAAAGAGCUGGUGGAUUAGAGAGGUGUGGGGAGAUGUACCGUGGGGGCCUUGACCGCUUCAAGAAGGCACAGACAUUGGAGCCCUUCUCAGUCAAGUCUGAGUCAGGCACCAAGAAGGCACCUGCAGCUGCAGGAACAGCUAAAGCACCACCGGCUCCGUUGACACUGCCACAGAAUUCUAAUUUUGUGCUGGGUCAGAAUAACCAAAGUCUGCAAGGUACCAACACAAGGGUGGCUGGGCAAGAUGGUGUUGCCCCAGGGCAUGUUGGGACACAGGCCGGUGGAGGGCAAUCGACGUGGCAACCUCCAGACUGGGCGAUUGAGCCACGCCCGGGGAUCUACUAUCUUGACGUGGUGAAAGAUGGGGAGGUCAUUGACAGGAUCAAUCUGGACAACAGGAGGCAUCUAUUCGGGAGGCAGGUUCCUGCUUGUGACUUUGUGUUGGACCAUCAGUCUGUAUCGCGUCAGCAUGCUGCCGUUGUUCCACACAGGAAUGGAAGCAUCUAUGUUAUCGACUUAGGAUCAGUUCAUGGCACGUUUGUUGCGAAUGAGAGAUUAACAAAAGACAACCCUGUUGAACUGGAAGUUGGACAGUCACUUCGCUUUGCUGCAUCAACCAGAAUCUAUAUCCUGCGAAAGAACACAGCUGCUCUAUUCCCAACUCCUAGCCUUCCAUCAGAUGUCAGUUUGCCAUCUCCUCCAGACCCCAAUGAUGAAGAUGCUGUUGUGGCAUACAAUACAGUACUUAACCGCUAUGGUAUUAGUAAAUCUGACAUAUUAUCCAGUUCCAAAGAUUCUUCAGGGAGUGCCAGCUCUGGUGCAAAUGAUGAUAAACAUGCAGUUGAAAGGCCCUUGAAGAGAAGUAAAAAGCGCAGAGUGUCAUUUAGAGAUCAGGCUGGAGGUGAACUUACCCAAGUGGUUGGGAUUUCAGAUGGUGCAGAUGUUGAAACUGAACCGGGCCCUAUAGGUGUAAAGGAAGGCAGUCUUGUUGGGAAGUAUGAAUCUCUUGUUCAGGUUACUGUCAUACCGAAGGGAAAGGAGCAAGCAUCACGGAAAGACUUUACCUCUACCUCACCAAGUGGGGUAACGGAUAAGCUACAAGAGGUGCUUAAAAGAGUAAAGAGCACGACCAGGCCUGGAAUUUACGACGACCUUUAUGGGGAUUCUAUUGCGACAAAAGUGGGCUCAUCUUGGGCGUACAAAUCAGAUGAUCUGUCAGACAAAGCCCAGCCUGUUGAGGAGAAGACACUUGGCAUGGAUUCAAACUUGAAUUCAGCCGAUGACAGUGAUGACUUGUUCGGUGACACGUGAUUCAGAAAUUGUCAGUGAAUACAAACAAAUGUAUUCUUCAGAAUUUCGUGGCAUAGUUGUUUCAUUUGUUAGAGGCUUUUCUUUUGGCUUAGUUAUACAUGGUUGUACCCUCUGCAAAUCAAGGUAUGUUCUUUUGCUUAAUGUUAGCAACUUAAGGACAUGCUUUCUCACAGUAAUGCCUAUGAUGAGUGUGGCCUCUUCGGAAGCACUAAGCUUUUAAGAAAUUGGUUUAUGGAAACUGGAGUCGUUACAAAUGUACCAGAUUGUCUCAGUUUAUAGAGACUGGAUUUCCAGUUUCUUAAAAACCAAGAAGUUGGCCUCCCAGCU